Messenger RNA from Cucumis sativus (cucumber), 1813 nucleotides. RefSeq names its product zinc finger protein 346. Lineage: Eukaryota; Viridiplantae; Streptophyta; Magnoliopsida; Cucurbitales; Cucurbitaceae. The coding region runs from base 221 to 1558 and encodes 445 amino acids. The transcript has 3 exons. The record is from RefSeq and is a predicted model, not a curated record. Gene Ontology annotation, molecular function: zinc ion binding; nucleic acid binding.
AAGGGAAGCAUUGUUGUUUGAGCCCAAGGUGAUCAAUCAUGGCGGAAGGCCCAAGAAUUUGGCGAGGCCUUUCUCUUAUCAGCUAGCUCCAUAGUCCACAAUCAAGGAUUGCUAUGCAAAAUCUGCCGGUCACCAGGCGCGGUUCCAUUUCCGAUCUCCACCGUGUUAUUGGAGGGAACUUGAUUCCGAUCCUAAACUGAAUUUCAGCUUCGUUUUCCUAAUGUUUUAUCAUCAUCAGCAACAACCUCCACCUCCUUCUUCCGUCCCUCUCUAUUUCCCUCCUCACCCUCACAUUGUGAACGCUAACCCUUCUUCUUUUCAUCCUUUUCCUCAGCCUGUUUUACCUCCCGCCGUCCCUUCUGAGCCCGGCCUUCACCCUCCCGGCACCGACCCUUAUUCCAAUUCCACCGUAUUAACCUCCACCUAUGUUGGAUUGGAACCUCAACCCCAAUUUUAUGCUGACCCAUCUCUUGCUUCUCAUACUUGGGUCCUUCCGCAGCUCGACGCCGCAGGAUUUGCAUUCAAGUCUUUGCUUGAGAAUCAAAUAGCUUCCACGAGUUCUAAUUCUUUACUGAAUGGAAAUUGGCCAACUCAAUCCUUGGCAUACAAUGCCACUAGGACGAAACAUGUGAAGACCAAGUUCACCCAACCAGUUCGAUGUGAAGUUUGCAAAAUUGACUGCAACAGUAAAGAUGUUUUUGAUAAACAUGUAAUGGGAAGGAAACACAAGAAGAAUUUGGAAGUACCGAACAGUUCCCUGACUAGCAGUACUCCGUCUGAUGGUAACACAAUUGUGCUUAACCAAAUGGGCAACGUUAGUGGACAAGUGGCACAGGUGACUGCGGAUGUGCCUGCUGCACGUAAAGGUCUGAAGUCAAAGAAGCGUAAACUUAUAGAUACCAGUAUGAAAGCUGAUUGUACGAGGGUUUGUACUGUAUGCAACAUUGUUUGCACUAGUCAAGAGGUUUUUGAUAAACAUACGAGUGGGAAAAAGCACGCAGCUCAGGCUGCCUUAACAUCCCAAGUUCCCUAUGUUACUGCUAUUGGCCCUCAAUACGAUGGCAACUUGAAGAAGAAACUGAAAAAGAACAAGGUUGUUCAGUCCGCCUGGUGUGAGGUUUGCAAGAUCAGCUGUAACAGCAAUGAAAUCUAUGCCGUGCACUUAUCAGGAAAGAAACACUUGAAGAAUGUAGAAAAAGUCAAAAAAGGAACGAGUGAUGUCAGUACUUCAAGCACUCCACAAUUGGCAACGGUUCCAGUUAUCGGACCAAUGGAAAACCCGGCUGCCAACAACCCAAGUAGUGAUGGUAUACAGAAAACACAAACGAGUUCAACUCAAACACCAGAAGAACUGGAGACAAAGAAACGUAAGAUUGUCAAAAGCGGUUCAGCAGCAAAUUCUGUCAGAACCUGCACCAUUUGCAAUGUGGUUUGCAACAGCCAGACAGUGUUUGAUUCUCAUCUGGCUGGUCAGAAGCACGCUACCAUGAUGAAGAAACAAGGUGUUUCUGGAAUGUCAAUGGUAGUUCCUCCAUUAAUAACUGCACUUCCAAAUUAGUUUCUUUGGUGGUUUUCGCAACCAAAUCACUGUGUAUUUGUUUUCUGAUGUUUCCCAUAUCUUCUCUUUGUGAUGUAUUUUCUUAUACUUCAAGUUGUCAAGCUAUAUAUAUAUAGAUUGUUGAUAGGAGGCAGAGGGAUAUCAUAGAUUUCUAAUCACAUACAGGUGAUUUUGCAGUUGUAAACAUCGUAGAUAUAUGUACUUGGUUUUCAUGGUCAAGUUUCUAAUUUCUAAAAGAAAACAUAUUUGAUGACA